UGUUUAAAACGCAGAUUAUUCCCUGGGCAUGGGUGUCAGUGUAAUGCAUUUUGACUUGAGUUAUUGGAUUUAUCCAGCGCUCUGUCUUGUAGUCUGUACCAUGGCGAACUCAUAAACGCUGUACUGUUGACUACUACGGUGUAUUUAUUCCACAUCUGACAAAAAUCUAACCCUUCGAAGAGAUUCAAACUCUUUUUUUUUUAUCAACGGAAGCCUUCAGCAACUAGCGUUUUGGAACUCUGUGGAGACGCCAUUGGCAAUGACAUCGCUCCCGUGCGCUCUGUGCAUAAUAUGGAUAUGUCUGAUCUGUCAUUCGACGGGAACGGGAUUUAUUUACCAGUUUCCAGGAGUGACUGGCCAAAGCGUCAACUCCGAGCAGAGCGCGACCACAGGUGUACCUGGCAGCGGAUCAAACAUUCACCUCAGGAACUGGUGCCAGUACACUGUGUUGAGGACAGUGAAGUGCCAGGUGCACAAUGGGACAGAGACCAUGGUACAGAGAGUGUUUCAAGGCUGCCGCUGGCCAGGACCCUGCUCUAAACUCAUCAGCUACAGGACCGUGGUCAGGCCGUCGUACAAGGUGGCCUAUCGGCAGAUCACAGCUCGGGAGUGGAGGUGCUGUCCUGGGUUUGUAGGAGAUGAAUGUCGAGAAGAGUGUAUGAACUGCACUGGCUUCACUGACAUAAACAACCGGCUGAACUUCAUCGAAUCCAAGAUUAAGCUGCUAGAGGGAGCAGGUUCACCAUCACCGUCCUUCAACAACUCAACAGAGGGCUCCAGCGACAAUGUCAUGUACACCCCCACCCCCAUCGGCCCUCCAUCUUACCUGCACCCAGGAGGAAGAGGACCACCAGGGCCAAUCGGAUCACCAGGAAUUCCAGGCCCAGCUGGCGAGGCAGGGGUUCCAGGACAGACCGGCCCCACAGGGCCAAUGGGAGAGAGAGGAAGACCAGGAGAGAUCGGACAUCCAGGCCCUCCAGGGCCAACCUCCUCCUCUACCCGGCCGAGAGGUGACAUGUUUGGGUUCGACGAGCAGGAGGAGACCCGUCUUACUCCAACUCUUCCUGAGUUGGUAGCUGGCCCUCCUGGUCCAUCUGGCCCCCUAGGACCUCCAGGUCCCCCUGGACCAAUCGGACCAGCAGGAGUUCCAGGUCUCCCAGGGCGAGAUGCAGAAGGAGGUCUCCAAGGCAAGGCUGGGAAUCCCGGUCCUAAAGGAGACGCAGGGGAGAGGGGCCCUUCAGGAUUACCAGGGGAGCACGGCCAGCCUGGGCAGUCUGGGCAGAAGGGGGAGCCAGGAGAGGGUUUGCCUGAGGGGGAAGCUGAAGGAUUGCAGCAGCUGAGGGAAGCUCUCAAGAUCCUGGCAGAGAGAGUUUUGAUUCUGGAACACAUGAUUGGCAUCCACGAGAGUCCAGUGGAGUCAGGCUCUGGACUGGAAGGCCUACCAGACUCCUUUUCCUUCCCCACCAUCAAGACCAGACUGGCCGAGUCCACCAUCAAGACCAGGCGACUCCAGCCCCUCCAACUCUCCUCCCGUCCAUCCUCAAGGAAGCACUCUGGUGGCCAGACGGAGACCAUGUAUUUUUUAAGACACCAAUGAGUGUGUGUGUGUGUGUGUGUGUGUGUGUGUGUGUGUGUGUGUGUGUGUGUGUGUGUG
This is a messenger RNA of Oncorhynchus tshawytscha (Chinook salmon), 1654 nucleotides long. Its product is annotated as collagen alpha-1(XXVI) chain-like. Gene Ontology annotation, molecular function: protein binding. The record is from RefSeq and is a predicted model, not a curated record. The transcript is spliced from 14 exons. Lineage: Eukaryota; Metazoa; Chordata; Actinopteri; Salmoniformes; Salmonidae. The coding region runs from base 260 to 1597 and encodes 445 amino acids.